AGGAAGGACCCCGACGAUGGCGGCGGCCGCGGCCCUUGCGCUCGGGCUGCCGCUGCUGCUCCUGGGGGCGCCCCGAGGGGUCCCCGGCCAAGCCCACCCGCCGCCGCCGCCCGCCCCGCAGGACGCCGAGUUCACCUUCCUGCUGCCGGCCGGGCGCCGGGAGUGCUUCUACCAGGGCGCGCCGGGCAACGGCUCCAUGGAGCUGGAGUACCAGGUGAGGCUGGGUAGGGGUCCACAAUCCGGCCCCCAAAACCAGGCGCAUGGGGAUUGGAGGGGGGGCAACCGGCCCCCUUCUUCCUGCUCAGCCCCCGGUGGUGGUGGCAGAAGGGACCGGGGGGGGUAGACUGCCCCCGAAGGUGGAGUUCCCCCUUGGCUACCGCGACGGAGACUGUGCGCGCACAGCGCUGCCCUUUGCUCCGCAUCCAGGAGGACGUUAGUCGCGAUCCGUAUCUCUUAGGAAACGCUGCAUUUUUAUGCACUUCCCCUACACGCCCCCCCCCCCCCGCGCCACCACCAAACCAGCUUUGAUCCGAAUUGGGUGGGAAUGAAUGACCUGGCUGCGUUUUAAGCCGGCAGAGCCAUGGAGUAUUGCGUUCUGUGUGGAUUUAUCAGCAGCCAGAUGACUCGCACGUUUGUUCUUCAGAGGGGAAAUGGUACUUAGUACAACAAAACCCUGUAACUUUUCGAGACAGUUUGAGCAGCCAGUGUAUCUGACAGAUCCCUCUUAAAAGCCGUUUGCCAUUGCCUUGCCAAGUUUUUAUUGUUUCCUUAACUUAACUUUUAUUUAAGUUAAGUGAUGAAUUAAUAUGUUUAAUUUCAUAAUGUGAAGAUCUAAGGAUGUUAAUGUUUAAGUUAAAUUUUAUAAGAACUGUGAUUUGGAAAACCGUUAAAAGGACAUGCAAUGAAAUUCAACCAAGGGGAAGUGAGGAAGUCACUUAACAAUGUUAAUAAGUGUAAUUUUUAAUAAGGCUAUGAUUUAUGUUUGUUUGUCUUAUGUGUUUGUUUGUUGAUAAUGUUGUGAAAACUAAUAAAAAAUAUUUCGAAGUUUUUAUUGUUUCCUUCCUAGUUGCCUGGCGUAGUUACCCUCACAACAGUCUUGCAAAGCGGGCUGGGUUUUAAAAAAGUUGCUCAGCCCCAACUGGUUGCCUGAUACUCAAAUAAAGAUUUGUAGCCAUUUGCCACUUUUCUUGUAUCAUUGGUGGCUUUUCUGGGCAUAGUAGCUCUUUCCAUCAUCCAACUCUUGCUAUUGCCAUUUAGGUUAUUGGUGGAGCAGGGCUGGACGUUGACUUCUCCUUGGAAAGUCCUUCAGGCACAUUGCUGGUUGAUGAAUACCGGAGAUCCGAUGGGGUUCACACGUGAGUCAUGCUUCUUUUAUGCUUUGGAGUGAAGGCUAGUGGCACUGUGUGGGGAGGGCCAGAGGGGCAGUGGCUCUGGGUGCAUUUGGGGUGGGUGUGUGCAUUUUGCUCCUCGCCUCCCUGCUAGCCCUGCGCCGCUGCUUGGCUCUGGUGGGCAGUGGGGGUCACUCCCGCAGCAUCGGCGAGGGCUGGAAGUGGGCUCCAUUCACCCUCCAUUGCUUCCCCCCCCAGGCGUGGGAUACUCACGAGAAAUCCAUUGCUUGCCCAUGGUCCAGGUGCUUUUACAAGCAGCAAAAGUAUGAAGAGUUUGUGUAUCUGUUUUUUGAUUUUUUAAAAAUGCACUUUGGCUACUCCAGCUUUGUAGGAUAUAGCUGCCUUCAUCACGCAGCCCUUCGCUCAUCCUCUUUGUUGGUAUCUUUCAGCGUUGAGCCAACGGAGGGAGGGGAUUACAAGCUGUGCUUUGACAACUCCUUCAGCACUAUAUCGGAGAAGUUGGUGUUCUUUGAGCUGAUCUUUGACAGCGCCCAGGAAGAUGAGGACUUGAACAAUUGGGCAGAAGUCGCCGAACCAGAAGAGAUGCUUGACAUAAAGAUAGAAGACAUUAAGGUGGGCAAAGAGGCUUCAGGGGAAAUGCCUAGUGCUGAGAUGUGGUGGAGUUAGGCAGAAUAACAGUGGCAUUCGAUGGGAAAGAGACCAGGAUAGCUCCAGUCUCCUGCAACCAUGCACAGAGUAACAUUGCCAGACAAAGCAGAUGGGGUCAGCCAAUAGCAGACGAGGUCAGCUGCUGCCUGGGCUUCCAGGUAUUUAGCUGAUGCAGGAGGAAUGCUCCACAAUGGGAGCCUAACAAUUAGUUCCUUUCUUGGAUCUUCACUCCCCUUUUCCAAAUGCCCCAUGCCUGAUGGGGAUGGGUGGGAAAGAGCCCCUGCAUUUCUGAAGCGCUGGCCAAAGCCCUGCAAAUCAACCCAAGUCCUAUGGGUGGAAUGGAUCUUCCCAUCAUUACUGUCAAUAUGUGGCUAGUGGCUUAAUAAAUUAGGAUGUUCACAUUAGUGGCUUUGCCCCAGAGACCUACCAUUUAGGCUUUGCUGAAGAGGUGAACAUGGUAAUUGACACACUUGUGUGGGUUAGUGUCUGUGUGUGUAACUUUGUAUUAAUGUAGCAUUUUUAUAGGUAACACUGUAGUUUCAUGACCUUUUAAAAAAAAUUAUCUGUUGUGCCUUCAGUUUUUUUGUACACCACAUAGAUACAUUUUCGAUAUAUUAAGCAGUAUAGAAAUUAAAUAAUCCAUCAACUACAUAGGUACAUAAAUUUGAAAUAGACUCAUGAGUAAUUUUGGGUUAAUACUAGAGGUUAAUCAAAGCCCUUCCACUGUGUUCCAGAAAUUGUGUUCAGAAAGCAGCUCCCUGUUGUUUCAAGACCCAUUUAUUUUAUUUUACAUUACCUAUAUGACAGAAAUCUUUUCAGCUCCCCGAGAUAAAAACCAGAGGGUGACUUGGUUCAAGGAAGACUCCUGAUUAAUCUUAACAGUGAAAGUUGGUCAACUAGCCAAUUUCAAGUCAUAAGGUUACAAAGCUGACUUGUUUAACUGAGUAGUAUUUGUUUUAAACCAGGAAUCUUGUUUUUUGUUGUUUUUUUAAAAAGGUAUAUCUAACAAAAUUCCUCCUCAGCUGCACAUCAGGGGAGAAUGCUGUGUCCAACUCACGGUGCACAGGGUGUGGUCCGAAGGCACGUGAUGUGCAAUCACCCUGCUGAAGCUAAGCAGCUCUGGGUUGGUAGCAGCAGUACUUGCCAGGCACUUUGGUAAACGUGGACUUUGAGACCAGAAAUGCAGACAGCAGGUGUCUUCUUGUUACCGCCUUUGUGGCUUAGUACUCCGGUUAAAGAAGAAAAUGAAACUAGCUGUUACUCUUAAUAGGUUUUGGCAAUCAUUGCAAACCUGCAUUUUCACUGCUUUGGAACAGUGCAUACGGGGGAGCUGGCAAAGGCAACAAAAGGAGUAAUUUUUUAAUCCAGCCAGGAAAGGUUUUUCAGCAUCUUAACAGAUAAAUUAUUUGUGUCAGCAUAAAGAGAAGGUACAGAUCUGUAAGGAAUUAUCUCUGGGGUUGUGGUACAUGAAUGCACAGUGAUUCUUCAUGGCCUUUUAAUGGAUGUUGAAAUUGCUUGAGUUUAGAUGGUCACAAUGAAUUUUUUUUUGGUUAACAAUAAUAGACAUGGUGCCUGAUUAUUUGUUGGGUGAAGAAUCUGACUCCAUGUGAUUUGAAUUUGACUGGCAACAAUGGUUUCCUUUCCCCCAAAACACAUCUUUGCCCCCAACACAUCUGUUCUCCUUUGUUCUCACCAUUGUAGGAAUCUAUUGAAACCAUGAAGAGCCGCUUGGAGAGAAGCAUUCAGAUGCAGGCCCUGCUGCGAGCCUUUGAAGCUCGAGACCGCAAUUUACAGGAAAGCAACCUGAGCCGAGUCAACUUCUGGUCAGCUGUCAAUCUCACUGUGCUCCUGGUGGUGUCAUUUCUCCAGGUGUACAUGUUGAAAAGCCUCUUUGAGGACAAGAGGAGGGUCUGGACGUAGCAGGAGGAGAAAUGGCACCCCCUUUUUACCAAUACGGGGCAGGUAUCCAGAAAAAUGCCAGCUCCCAUAUUGCCAAAGCUCAGUACUGUCCCAAGUGUAGCUGCCAUUUCUGUCACGAGUCUCUUUACAGAAGGGGUUAAAAUAUCACAGCCAAGGGAGGGAUUUGGGGUGGGGAUUGAACACCCCCACAUCUUGUGCGAUGGUGGCAACCUGUCGAAAUUGAGAGCAGGAUGAGGGAGUGCAAGAACUGGAGAUGUUAGGCAGUACACAACAAGCAAAAACAGCUGUUCUUCAUGCAUUUCAAUAGCUCCUAUGUUUACAAUGAAGGGCAGGUGCUUCUCAAUGUACUACAGCUUGCAGCGGAGUUUGCCUCUUGGCCUUAAAACUUUGAUAUUCUGCAUCAGACUUCAUCAACAUGUGCCUUAGCAAAAGUCGCUGGUCUGGCUGGAAGCAGCAACGCCCCGGCCACUUUUGCUGUUGAGAGGUUCCUAGCCUCUGCUUUUUCCAUGGAAUCUCCCUGCCCUAAGAAGCCCCACAAUACUUAAGGGCAUUAAGAAAACUCUCCUAGUGGCACUGGUAAUCUUUACCACCCAGGCGUCUGCAUUUGAUUUUCCUCAGGCAUGACUACAUGAGGAGUAUUGUCACUGCUAAAGACUCCCAUGGUCAGCAAUCUGCAAAGGGUGAAAAGGCCUGGUUUUGCACUCAUUUGGUGCUAGCGUGUCCCCGAUCUAGCAUUCCAAUUUUCAGCAGAAAGCAAGCAGAAUGUGGUUGAGUUUAUUCCCUUGGGAGGAAAUUAUUGCCUUUCCAAGACUCUUCAAGUAUCUUUAAAUGUUAGGAACUGAGCAAGUAAACUCCUGAUUAUAGAAGGCUGACCUGCAGAGCACAUGAAGUCUUGAAUACAUCUGGUGGAAUUCUUCUCUGUUUAUCUUCUGCUCAGGACUUGAGCACCUUGGGAAUUCCUUACUGGAUUUAGGAUAUGAGAAAUUUCACAAGUAUAACUUGGGCCUAAAUUACACAAUGGUGGCAGAUUAGUGUUGUUACAUGCUGUGAUUGAAGCACAUUUGCAUUUAAAGUGGGCGCGGGUGGUGCAUCUUCUCUUCUUCCUGCCACAGGUAUGCCAGCAGACUGCUCAGCUCUGAUAUCAGUAGUGAGACAGGCUGGGAGAGGGCUGUGCAGAACAAGUGGGCAAAGGAAGAAUUUAGCACUGCCCUGGCAGUUUAACUUUGUUCCCUCACUACAAGACAUUAUUGAGGGACUUCUGAAAUACACUCCUGGUACUUUCACUGUAGAUUAAAGUUGAACGUUCAAGAGAAUUGAUAUCCCCAACCCCAAAAUAGCCUUUCAGAUGGGCUGCUGCAUUUCAAUUCACAUUCUUAGUAUGUUAAAAUUUCCCUGGACGUGGCAGUGCAUUAGCCCAAGCUAACUGUUCAAUGCUACUCCAUUGGCUGCUCUUCAGGGCAGGAUGCUGCCAGUUCCCAUAGCUGCAUCCCAGAUCAGCUGGAUUCUGGCGGCAAGAAACAGCUGUGUGUACGCUCACACUAUAAAAAGACUUUGUUUGGGCUUCCUGAUGUCAGAGAAUGCCUGGCAUAACAAUGGGAGGCUGCCAGUGUUCACCCCUUUUCUAAGAUUGUGUAGGCCAUUGUCUUGUGGUUCAAUAAAUGGUCUUUGAAUUGGA
This is a messenger RNA of Podarcis lilfordi (Lilford's wall lizard), 5592 nucleotides long. Lineage: Eukaryota; Metazoa; Chordata; Lepidosauria; Squamata; Lacertidae. The record is from the annotation of a GenBank genome assembly.